Molecule: messenger RNA, 972 nt
Organism: Epithele typhae
Lineage: Eukaryota; Fungi; Basidiomycota; Agaricomycetes; Polyporales; Epitheliaceae
Product: SRF-TF-domain-containing protein
Exons: 2
Coding region: 1-972 (323 amino acids)
Biological process (GO): positive regulation of transcription by RNA polymerase II
Molecular function (GO): DNA-binding transcription factor activity, RNA polymerase II-specific; protein dimerization activity; RNA polymerase II cis-regulatory region sequence-specific DNA binding
Source: RefSeq, a predicted model, not a curated record
AUGUCCAACAAGCGUUCCCGUCACGAGCACGACCCCACUCACGAAGACUCGUUCGUCAACGACCCCGACGCCAACGAGAGCGGCCAGGACGACGAUGACGACGACGACAAGCCCAAGUCCGACAAGAAGGCCGGAAGGAGAAAGAUCAAGAUUGAAUUCAUCCAGGACAAGUCCAGACGUCACAUCACCUUCUCGAAACGAAAGGCGGGCAUUAUGAAAAAGGCGUACGAGCUCUCCACCCUCACCGGGACCCAGGUGCUCCUCCUUGUCGUGUCCGAGACCGGCCUUGUCUACACCUUCACCACUGCAAAGCUCCAGCCCCUCGUCACCCAGCCCGAGGGUAAGAACCUCAUUCAGGCUUGUCUCAACGCGCCCCACGGCCAGCUUCCGUCCUCCAUGCCCGUCGGCACCCCCAUCAACCGCACCACCGGCGGCAUGCAACAGGCCAACAACGUCGGCAGCAUCGCUCUUCCCGGCCACAACGCACCCCCGCCCCCGCCCAAGGACGAUGACGCGAACGACAACGACGAGUCUGAUCCGCGCGGUGCCGCCUCGCGCAAGCGCCGUCGCGCGUCGUCCACCACCGCGCCCCCGCGCAACAACACCUCUCCCCAAGUCACCGCGGGUGCCCCGCCGGGCGCGCCCAACGCGUCGCCGCACCAGCAGCCGCGCGCCGCGCUCCCCAACGCACCUCCGAUCUCUAUUCCUGGGAACGUGCCGCAGAUGCCUAUCGACUCUCCGCGCUCGCAGGCCGCCCAGCCGACAAGUCCCAGCUACGCAGCGCCUGCCGGAGCCUAUCCUCCUCCCGCGGGUGGGGACCCGAACAUGCACUACCAUCAGUCCUACCAGGGCCAGCCACAACAGGGAUACUAUGGAGGGCACGAAGGCCAGGCGCCGUCGCAAGGGGUUGGGCCGAGUCCGUGGGGGCAGCCGCCUGCCGCCGUGCAGAACAACCAGUACGCGCGGCGGUAG